This is a messenger RNA of Anopheles nili, 3247 nucleotides long. RefSeq names its product chondroadherin-like protein. The transcript is spliced from 2 exons. The coding region runs from base 1 to 3114 and encodes 1037 amino acids. The record is from RefSeq and is a predicted model, not a curated record. Gene Ontology annotation, molecular function: protein binding. Lineage: Eukaryota; Metazoa; Arthropoda; Insecta; Diptera; Culicidae.
AUGGGACUGCACGGUACCUUGCGUCCUGCGGCGUCCGUGUUGAUCGUGGUGGCGCUUGCCACAAGCUGCGUUCUAUUUGCAAGCACAACCGCAGAGACGACAGCGACCUGCAUCAGCCUGGCGAACAGGUGCACGUUCAUCAACGUGUCCGUGCGUGUUACUGACGAGACCCAGUUCCCAGCCUAUCAGCUUGCGAUAAGUGGUUACGACGGUGUGUCGGAUCUCACAGUGUCGUUCGCCAGCAGUGUCCUCGAGUAUGUGCCGGCGUAUGCCUUUGCAGCGCUGCAAAAUGCCUCUGCGAUUCGAUUAGUUGGAACAAACACCCGUUUGCUGCAUGAGGACGCAUUCCAGGGGUUAGGUCGUCUGACUGCGAUCAUGAUCGCGGACAACCAGCUGGUGAAUCUGCCGGACAGCGUCUUCCGUGGAUUGCGCACACUCCGCACGUUGAAACUCGUCCACCUCGACUUGAAGACUCUGUCACCCGAAUGGUUCCGUGAUCUGGUGCAGCUGAAUUCACUGACCGUGUCCAAAAAUCCGAAUCUCCGAACCCUCGACGCGGACGUUUUCCAGCACUGCUCGAAAAUCUGGAGCCUCGAUCUGUCCAACAACGCGCUCGAGAGUCUACCAGACCGGCUGUUCGAUGCACUAUCGGAUGUGGAAUCCAUCAAGCUGGACAACAACCGGUUGCAAGACGUGCACGAGAAUCUGUUCGCGAACGCGGGAGAUCUUCGGGUUCUAACGCUGAACAACAAUUCACUCACGUUGAUUUCCCCCAUUCUGCUCAGAAAUCUCAGCCAGCUGGAAGAGUUGCACCUGCGCUGGAACCUCAUCGAGGAGUUCCAGCUGUUGUACUUCCCGUCGGUGAAACCGUUCGCGCUGGAUCUGCGCAACAACGGGUUGAUUUCCUUUAACCGCACCAUGCUUACCGUGCUGGAAAAUCUGGACGCCAUCUGGCUCAACGAUAAUCGCAUCACGUACAUCGCACCAGACACGUUCCAUGACGCGGUCAACACGACGGUCGUUGAGCUGGACGGUAACUACCUUGAGGCACUCCCGGUGGAGCUACUGGCGGGUCUUACGCAUCUGCGCGUGUUUGCCGCAAGCGGUAAUCGGCUGAAAUCGGUCCCGGAGGAAUUGUUCCUCGAGAAUCUGGAGGUGAAAACGAUACGCCUUUCGUCCAACCUGCUCGAAACGCUGCCGCCAAAGUUUUUCGCCGAACUGCCCCUUCUCGAGGAGUUGGACAUGGAAAGGAACAAUAUCGUUCGGCUUGAAGCGGACGCGUUCGUCGAUUGCCCCAUGCUGCGUCUGGUACUGCUGGGACACAAUCAGCUGACGGAGCUGCCGGCGAUCGUUUUCCAGCGGCAGCAAGAUACCCUUCACACGCUCGAUAUCAAGGCUAAUCACUUAUCGACCCUCGAGUUCGUGAAGGGCUUAAAGCAGCUCGCUCGGUUGGAUGUUGAAGGGAACCAACUGGAACAGUUGCACGGCGACGCGUUCGCGGAGACAACAAAUUUAACUCACCUGAUGGUGGGAUUCAAUCGGCUGGAUCGGCUGCCGAGCGACAGCUUUACGGGGCUGUCCAAAUUGAAGGUACUAAACGCGUCACACAACAAUAUAGGCUUCAUCGAACCGGAAACGUUUGCUACUACUCCAAAUCUGGUCGAAGUAUUCUUGAACGGAAAUUCGCUAGAAAAUUUACCGGACACAAUAUUCGCGUCCCUCGCGGCGCUGCGAACACUGGCGCUGAGCGAUAAUAUACUCCAGCAGCUCGGAGCAAACCUGCUAGCGUACGCCCCGAGCCUCCAGAUGCUCAAUCUCUCCAACAAUCCGAUUGCCGAGCUUCCCGAGCAGUUCUUGCGACAUAGCGCCAAUUUGGAAACGUUGUCCCUGAACGGAAUUCAGCUACAGCGAAUCCCUAAAGCGUUCCUCGUUCAGCCGAAAUUGAUGAGACACCUCAGCUUGGAAGGGUGUGCUAUCGAGGAAAUCGACCCGGAAGCCUUCCGCGGGUUCGGUUCAUCGAACCUCGCGAUGUUGUUUUUACGCGGAAAUCAUCUAACCUCGAUUCCGGAAGGGUCGUUCCGCACUUCUCGGAUGUUGACGGUAUUGGAUUUAUCGUACAACCUGCUCACUCAGGUGAUCCCGGGCGCUUUUGCUCUCGAUAACUCGCUCCAGAAGCUGUACCUGGAAGGCAACAUGAUUCAGCAGCUUCGCGCUGGAGAUUUCGAAAAAUACACCCGCAUGAAGGUUUUGAAUUUGCGAAACAACCUCAUUGACCAUCUCCCCGACGGUGUGUUUAAUGGAGCAGAAAACUUAAAGGUUCUUGACAUGGGGGGCAACAUACUGACAGCGCUGUCUGCCGCUACGUUCGCUCAGCUUACCAGCCUAGAGUCUAUCGAUCUCAGCUCGAUGCUUUUGCACUCUUUGGACAGAAAGCUGUUCAUCAAUCAACCGAACCUGGAAUCAGUGUACCUGCAGAACAAUCGCCUGCGCGAGCUGGAGUCGGAUUUGUUUCGCAAAAAUUCGCUGCUAAAAUUCCUCAAUAUUGCAAACAAUUCCCUCACAAGCUUCGCGCUGGAAGAUUUCAGGCAGGUGAACGAAUCACUGCUCUUUUUGGACGUUUCGGACAACAUGCUGGAGGUUUUCACCGUCACACCGGUGCUGCGGGAGCUCAAAGCAUCGCGAAACAUCAUUUCCCUAAUCCAUACCGCACCCAACGAAGAGUCGGCCCUGAUUACGGCCGAGCUGUCGGCUAAUCGUAUCUCUUCCAUUGAAGAUCUGAGCGGAUUCGCUCAUUUGGAGUCGCUGGAUGUCUCACAUAAUCCGCUUGUUGAGCUGAAUUUCGUUCAUUUAGGGGCAUUUUACAACCUCGCACGAUUCAAUGCUUCUGCGCUGGACGGAACGGCAGUUGAUUUGAGCACUGAUGGCAUGCUGCUGCCGACCCUCACUAGCCUGGAUCUGUCCAGCAAUGGCUUGCACACGAUUUCGGUCGAAUUUUUAAGCAGUUUUCCGAAUCUGGAAAUGCUCUUUCUUCAAAAUAAUCCCCUGACGGGUUCGAGUUAUUCGCUGUUUUUCGAGAAUCUACCUUCGCUAGCUGUGUUGGGGCUGGAUUCAUAGACAUUUGCUCUGGAGAUGCUAGGUUAAACGUGAUGAAACCUACAUACAAUUCUAUCUAGAUUAUGUUAAACAUCAAUAAAUAUGUUACACAUUUGGCAAUGGCAACUCGUUUAAAAUGGCUUUUAAAUGAUGU